ACCUUCCCUCCGCUUCGAGCCGCCUUUCAUUCUUUCUCAAAAUGGCGUCUUCUUCCUCCUCAGCCCCGGGCGGCAGCGGCGAUGGCGAUGGAGUUCUGUCCCGCAUAUCGAGAUCGGUGUCGCAGUCUGCGAUCGUCGCGCGAGGCAGAGACGCCGCUGCUGAGGCGUCCACCGUAGCCAAGAAGCUCCUCCGCAGCACUGGAAAGGCCGCGUGGAUAGCAGGAACGACAUUCCUCGUGCUCGUCGUCCCCCUCAUCAUCGAGAUGGACCGAGAGCAGCAAAUCAACGAUCUGGAGAUGCAGCAGUCCGCCCUCCUCGGCGCCCCCCCGGCGACUCUGCCUUCCUAAAAGGGCACGCCUGAGACAGAAGCGAUCCAACCCCAUGCUUCGAUUGGCUUUAAGGUAGUCGGAUUUUGUUUGAUGAGCCACAAAUACUUCAGUUUUCUUUCAUGUUGAUUUGAAUCAUGUUUUGGAUUUCAUGGAGGGUGAUCCCAUUUGGUUGUUUUCAGUGACUCCUUCUGACGAACGUAGAUUUAGGGUAAAAGAUAGAUGAAUUUUGAUGCUAUCCUCCGAUUACCUAAACAAUUGAUCUUGAUUGGUGAUUUGUUAAUAAUUAGCAUUUGGGCGUCCUGUAUUGUGCGGCAGUGAGUAUACUGUUAGAUGAAAUUCUUGGCUCAUCAAGAAUAGAAGUGUUAUUCUUAACAGAUAUGCUAUCUACUAGUUUAUCUUGCCCUUUUUGUGAU
Molecule: messenger RNA, 742 nt
Organism: Zingiber officinale
Lineage: Eukaryota; Viridiplantae; Streptophyta; Magnoliopsida; Zingiberales; Zingiberaceae
Product: mitochondrial import receptor subunit TOM9-2-like
Exons: 1
Coding region: 42-347 (101 amino acids)
Biological process (GO): intracellular protein transport
Cellular component (GO): mitochondrial outer membrane
Source: RefSeq, a predicted model, not a curated record